AUCCUACAAAGUCAGUAUUGUCCAAAGUGGGAGAAAUGAAAGGAAAGCCAAAAUGACCCAACUUCUAAACCUUAGCCUUCUUCCCAGCAAAACCCCAGCUUUAUCUUCUCUAAUUUCCUCAUCUCGCCAUCAAAAUUUUGCUGCUUUGAGUCUCCAAUUGCGCUGUAAUGGCAGAUUUUCUUGCCUUUUCUCAGAUAAUCGAAAGCAGGAGCAAGCUAGGAAAGCCUUAGAAAGUGCACUUGGUGGAAACAAGGAAAAAUUUGAAAAAUGGGACCAAGAAAUUAAGAAGAGAGAAGAAGUUGGCGGAGGAGGAGGUAAUGCUGGUGGUGGAGGGUGGUUUGGUUGGGGUGGGCGAUUUGGCUGGUCUAAUGAUGAUAACUUUUGGCAAGAAGCACAACAAGCUUGUCUUGCUAUAUUGGGUCUUCUUGUUUUGUACCUUGUAGCUGCCAAAGGAGACCUGCUGCUGGCUGUAAUCAUCAAUCCCCUUCUGUUUGCCUUGCGAAGUACAAAAAACGGCUUCACUUACGUUACAUCAAUGAUAACUGGAAAAUCAUUUACGGGCAAUGAUGCACAGUUUGAAGAAAUGAAACUGGAGGCAGCCCAAAGUAGUGCUAAAGAGAGAAUUAUGAAGAAAUGGGGAUCUGAUUAACAAUUCUAAUAUUCAAUUGGAGAGCAAGUAGAUGUGUAGAGCCAUUUCGGUGCGUAAUCUUGCUUGACAUGAAGUGUCUGUAUUGCAUAUAUGCAUGACAUUUUUGGUUAUAGCCCUUAUAGGAUAUUUUGGACCCUUCAUUUUAUUGAAACAAUUCUAAUACAGGGAUAAUGCCAAAUUGUUUGAGAUAUACUCUAUUCAUUAUGCUCGAGUCGUAAGAACUGAUUUUCCUACUCUAAGAACUGAUUUAAUUUUGGCA
Chenopodium quinoa (quinoa) is the source of this 908-nucleotide messenger RNA. RefSeq lists its product as uncharacterized. The record is from RefSeq and is a predicted model, not a curated record. NCBI's taxonomy places the organism in Eukaryota, Viridiplantae, Streptophyta, Magnoliopsida, Caryophyllales, Amaranthaceae. The coding region runs from base 53 to 649 and encodes 198 amino acids. The transcript is spliced from 3 exons.